Opisthocomus hoazin is the source of this 2019-nucleotide messenger RNA. The record is from RefSeq and is a predicted model, not a curated record. Lineage: Eukaryota; Metazoa; Chordata; Aves; Opisthocomiformes; Opisthocomidae.
AUGUCGCUGACCCCGGGGACCGAGCUCUUCCUCUGCGACCCGUCCGCAACGCAGGGUAGCAAGCCUCUGCUGGUUGUGGGUCCAGGCCAGGCGCUGGAUGACCCUAGCCCUGCUCGGCAGCAGGCGAGGCUGUUCCCAGAGCCGGGGCUCGCCCCGCGGAGGAUUAGCAUCCGCAGGAACAUGCUCAGUCUCCACCGCCAAGUCCCUGCUCUUCUUUCCUUCCUGCACUGGCUGCCCCGCUACCCGUUCAAGGACUGGCUCCUGGGAGACAUCAUCUCGGGCUUCAGUGUGGGCAUCAUGCACCUGCCCCAGGGGCUUGCCUACGCGCUGCUGGCUGGGCUGCCGGCUGUCACCGGUCUCUAUUCCUCCUUCUACCCCGUCUUCCUCUACUUCUUCUUCGGGACAUCCAGGCACAAUUCCGUGGGCCCCUUUGCCGUCAUCUCUGUCAUGAUUGGAAGCCUGACGGAGUCCCUGUUGCCCAGCGAGAUGUUCAUGGAGGUCAAUGGGGAGGAGCGGGACGCUGCCAGGGUGGAGAUGGUGGCCACCAUUACUGUCCUGACGGGCAUCUUCCAGGUGGCCCUGGGCCUCCUGCAGUUUGGCUUCGUGGUGACCUACCUCUCAGACCCACUGGUGCGUGGCUACACCACCGCUGCCUCUGUGCAUGUUCUCGUCUCCCAGCUCAAGAACGUCUUUGGGGUCUCCAUGGCCGAGAAGUCAGGGCCGCUUUCACUGUUCACGACCAUCAUUGAGAUCUGCAAGAAGCUGCCAGAGACCAAUGUGGGCACCCUGGUGACAGCCAUCAUUGCCAUGGUGGCCAUCUUCAUCGUGAAAGAGCUCAACCACAAGUUUGCUGCCAAGCUGCCUAUGCCCAUCCCCAUCGAGCUAAUCACGAUCAUCAUCUCCACCGGUAUCUCCUACGGCGUCAACCUGAACGCCAAGUUUGGAAUCUCUGUGGUGGGCAACAUCCCCAGCGGGUUGAAGCCGCCCGUGGUCCCUAACUUCAGCUACUUUGGGCAGGUGGUGGGCAACGCCUUCGCCAUUGCCGUGGUGGGCUACGCCAUCUGCAUCUCCCUGGGCAAGAUCUUUGCCCUGAAGCACGGCUACAAAGUGGACAGCAACCAGGAGCUGAUUGCGCUGGGCUUCUGCAACUUCCUGGGGGGCUUCUUCCAGUGUUUCGCCAUCAGCUGCUCCAUGUCACGGAGUCUGGUGCAGGAGAGCACAGGGGGCAACAGCCAGGUAGCCGGCGUCAUCGCAUCCCUGGUCAUCCUGGUGACCAUCCUGAAGAUAGGAGAACUCUUCCGGGACCUGCCCAAGGCCAUCUUGUCUGCCAUCAUCAUCAUCAACCUCAAGGGCAUGUUCAAGCAGUUCAACGACCUCUGCAUGCUCUGGAAGUCCAACCGGGUGGACCUGAUGGUCUGGAUUGUGACGUUCGUGGCCACCCUCAUGCUGAACUUGGACAUCGGCCUGGGGGCUUCGGUGGCCUUCGGGCUGCUCACCGUCAUCUUCCGCACCCAGCUCCCCCACUACUCUAUCUUGGGACGCAUCUCCGACACCAACAUCUACAGGGACGUGGCUGAAUACCAGAUGGCACAGGAGGUCCCGGGGGUGAAGAUCUUCCGCUCCUCCUCUACGCUCUACUUUGCCAACGUGGAGCUGUACGCUGAGACCCUGAAGAAGAAGAGUGGCAUCAACGUGGACCGCCUGAUCGAGAAGAAGAAGAAGGCCAUCAAGAAGCUGAAGAAACAGCAGAAGAAAGCAGAGAAGGAGAAGGCAAAGAGGAAAAAGGACACCGUCUCCAUCAAGAUCCUGAAGAACAUCUUCAGGGAUUUCCAUGAGAUUGAAGUGGACGUCUUCGUUGCCGGCUGCCCGGUGCCUGUCCUUGCCCAGCUGGAGAAGGGCAACUUCUUCAGCGCAGCCAUCACCAAGCACAGCUUCUUCCCCUCGGUGCACGACGCCGUGGUCCACAUCAGCGCCCCGCCCCGCGGGACCCACCCAGUCGCGCCAUCCCCACCCCGCUAA